GCACCAUCAACAUCGACCUUGCGUACUCUUGACCAUCCCGGAGAAGUGCAAGUUACAGUCAUAUGACCUUACUUCCGGUAAAAGUGAAAGUUGAGAAAUGUCAACAAACGACAGCAAAUUGCACGACAAGUGUAUAUUUUGUAAGAUUGCAAAUUUACAGGACCCUGAAACAAGAAUAUUGUAUCAGAAUGAGGAGUUUGUGGUGUUUCGAGACAUCAGACCAGCAGCUGAUCAUCAUUAUCUGGUCGUAACAAAGCAGCACAUCAAAGACCCCAAACAUCUCAAGGGAGACAACUUGGAACUUUUGGAGCGACUUGUUGCCACAGGUGAGACUGUAUUGAAGAAUGCUGGAGGGAAGAGUGAAGAAGCAAGAUUUGGGUUCCACUGGCCACCCUUUACGUCCGUAAAACACCUCCAUUUACACGUCAUCGCCCCAGUGACGUCAAUGACCUUUAUGUCCAGAUUGAUAUUUCGUGAGGGGUCUUACUGGUUUGUGACGGCUAAUUGGAUGAUAAAUCGGUUGAAAAGCAUGAGAAACGAAAAGACCGAGAUACCGCCAAAUAGCAGAUCGAGUCUUGAAAAUACGUGAGUGCGGGAGCCAUCAAUCAGACAGGAACAAUUCAAUGGAUCGUGUGUAACCUUCAGAAUGUGUCAACAUUUAAUACCAAGUUCAAUUAGCUUCUAAUACCAGUGAAAUGUCAAUGUUAUUGUCUAAGAUUUACGUGAUUAAACAAAAAAUGCAAUCAGAACAAAUAUUUGAUGUCGUUGAGCACUUUUAUCACUCUCUGAAUGCCAGGUCUGUUCUAACUUUUAUGAACGUUUAUGAGUGAGAAGAUUUAGAAGAUUUCUUCCGUAUUUUAGAGACGUGAUGGCAAAACCCCAUUUUUACACAACUGUUUCUAUUUGUCAUAUGAUUCAGUGAUAUCAGGAUUGACUGAUUUUUGUAGCGUUUAUCAAAUUUCCUGUAAGAGGCUUUAGUAAAAUUGUCACUGAUUUUCUGUUGUUUAUCACUAGUUUGAAGAAAUGACUGUUUAAAAUGAAGAUUCACGUCUUUAAUCUGAAAAAUUGGCAUCUCAGAAGUUGUACAGUAACAAUUUAAAUUAAAAUAAAAGUAUUUUUAGUACUUUG
Messenger RNA from Magallana angulata, 1128 nucleotides. Its product is annotated as adenosine 5'-monophosphoramidase HINT3-like. Gene Ontology annotation, molecular function: catalytic activity. The record is from RefSeq and is a predicted model, not a curated record. Lineage: Eukaryota; Metazoa; Mollusca; Bivalvia; Ostreida; Ostreidae. The transcript is spliced from 5 exons. Bases 98 to 589 code for a protein of 163 amino acids.